AUACCAGACGUUGUGCGGCGGGGAGCUAUCGUUGCACGCUCUCGAUGACGUAUGACAGGAAAGGAGAUUCAUUUUGGUUAUGAUUUAUUGCCCCUAGACUGAUUGACGGGAUCACCAAUGGAUAACAAUUGACGCUGGACUUACGGGUGCUUGUCAUACCCUUUAAAAGGCCUAAAAGGAUUCCCUGUGGUUCGUCGACUCCAGAGAGUGGCACUGCCUUGGCACUGACGAGUGGCAGAUUCGCCGAGUCGUCGUCCUUGACAGUGCGUCGAGUUGCUGGCAUGCAGAGGGAUAUACGAAAUGCCAAGUUCAAUGGCACUCUCAACGUUCAUUGACAUUUUGAGGGAGUUUAUGAAUUUUUAAUUGUGAGGAUACCGUGGUAAAAGACGGGCUGACAGAUUGGCUAGAGUGACUGACUCUUUAGUUGUUUGUGUUUGUAUCUCCUGGAAAGCUUUGCUGCUUAGAAGAGUAGCUAAAAGAGCAAAUCUGCCAGUCACGAGUUUUGCAGAACCGUUAAUGGCGAAGCAGUGAUGUGGUGUGAAGUUUCUCCUCCGCACACAGAAAAAUAGAACAGAACUUGAUCUGGUCUGUUUUCUUCGGCUGAAAUGUUGUAAACAAAGAGGACGAUAAUAUUGAUUUUGGCUGACGAUGAUCAAGUUCGUCUUGCCGUUAAUGAGAAAUGGGCAUGAUUUGACGUUCCUUUGAAGCCUUUAGAUAAAUGAGUAGCUAUUUUUUUCUGCGUGGUUAAUGUCCUGGUCAUUUUUCCCAUCAGAAGGGAGAUAAAUCAAAGGAUUUUCUGCUGGAUGAGCCUUCUAAAAUAAAAGUUUUAAAAAAUACAGAAGUUUCCACCCAUGUCUUAGUGUUCUCCAAGGCAGAGAAAAUCGAAGACUCCAAGACCCUAAGGUAGAGGCAGACUUGCUUAUUACCCUCACCUGGUUGCAUCGUUGCAUUGAGCCUGUCUGUGUCCUCCUCAAGAACUGUUUGAUUUAGGCACCUGGCUUUCCGCUUUACCCCGCCCCCUCUCCCCCGACCCACCUUUUCUGCUCGCCUCCCUCGACUCUUUUGAGUCCCGCCCCGAUCCCUCCCUCUCUCCCUCCCUCCCACCCUGCCGCCAGCGAUUCUUAGAUGACCAUUAGCUACUACUUUAGCACAACCUCUACCACCACCUCCGUUCAACGACAAGCCCCUCCCCCUUCCCCCUUCACUCCUAGCAAUCGCCCCACCCCUCACCCUCCCUCCUCCCCAGAUCCUUUCGUUUUCCCCAGCGGCCUGACGUAAGGCUUCACUUUCUCUCUCUCUCGCAGUGUUGUCCUAGUGAGGAACGGGUGAAGAAGCCAAGGGAAGGGGAGUCUUGCAGUGCCACUCUGACAGUGAUACGACUUCUGUUCUUCCCUCCUUUCUCAGUCUUUCAUUCACGGCCGGCUGGUCAUCCACGACCAGAUCUUCGCGGCUGUCAUCCAGGCAGUUUUCGGAGUUCGCUCUUCGUACGUGCGCCUCGCUCGAAUCAAUCCCCGUGACACGACAGAUUUGCCGAACGGAAAGUGAAAUCUCAUCGUAGGCUGGUAAUUGUCGUACUAUAGAAGAAGACAUUAUUAUUCACCUGUGAAACGCGUGAUUGAAUGUGCCAUUAUUGCCUUAACACUGUACACGCAUGUUAGUGCGGAUUCAGAAUUACCAUUCCGGUAUCCUCUUUGGGUUCGACCUCACUCGGUGGGGUUGAGGAGCGAGCAAUGUUGACAAAGUGCUGACAGAGGCACUGGCGGUCCUCCUCAUAUCAUGGUUGGUGCAGUGAACAGCAGGAAAUAUUGCUUGAAAGAAUCGGGGGACGAAGUAGUAGUUGCUGGUGACUCUUUAAGAGAAAAAUGUGGACUUUUACUAAAGUUGAAAGGAAGAAGUGUUGUACAUUUAUUACGCGAAAGCUCAGUAGAGAUGUUUAAGUAUAAUUACUGUUUAGUGAAACAAGAAAACUGAAAUAACUUUGCAAUCUGGAAAAAGUAGUAAAUCCAAUUCAAUUGAUAAAAUGUCAUGGUAUUAAUGUGUCCAAAGAGACAUAGUCAUUACGUGAGCAAAGUAAACAGACGAUAAACUUAGGCACCAUUCAUUAAGCCUUGUCUUGUGCACAGACGCUAGACACCUGACGAUUAUAGAGAUUCCAGCCACUUCCAAAGAGAGCCGCCGAAGCACACAAUCAUGACGGCCAUAGAAGCAAUCACGAUUGCCACUUUGAUCAAGGCGACGCCUGGAACGGUGUUUACGGCGGCGAUAUGGUUCCUGCCGGCGCUGCUGGCUGCCAUCGCCUACUACAAAUACGACGAAAUAGACCCGGAGUCGCGGCCGAUAGAUCGGAAAAACCUCUACAAGGAAUAUGACUUUGUUAUCAUUGGCGCCGGAUCUGCUGGCGCCGUCAUUGCCAACCGUCUGUCCGAGAACCCCUACCACACAGUCCUCCUGCUGGAGGCUGGAGGGGAUGAAACCGAGAUCAGCGACGUGCCUGCCCUGGCUGGGUAUCUGCAGCUGUCUAAAAUGGACUGGCAGUACAAAACUGAACCGCAGGAUUCGGCGUGUCUGGCGAUGUCUGGAGGAAGAUGCAACUGGCCCCGAGGCAAGGUAAUGGGCGGCUCGUCCGUCUUGAAUUACAUGCUGUACGUGCGAGGCAACAAGAAGGACUACGACCACUGGGCAGCUGCUGGUAAUCACGGAUGGGCCUUCGACGAUAUCCUGUACUAUUUCAAGAAAUCGGAGGACAACAGGAAUCCUUACAUUGCCAGGAAUGUGAAGUACCACGGCAUAGGAGGUUACCUGACGGUACAGGAGGCUCCCUGGAGGACACCGUUAGCAACGGCCUUCAUCGAGGGAGGCAUUGAACUGGGUUACGAAAACAGGGACUACAAUGCCGAGUUCCAGUCAGGAUUCAUGACCCAAGGGACCAUCCGCAGGGGCUCCAGGUGCUCCACCAGCAAGGCCUUCAUUAGGCCCGUCCGUCUGAGGCAAAAUCUUCAUGUCGCCAUGCACUCCUUUGUUACCCAGAUCCUGAUCGACCACCACACAAAAAGAGCCUACGGCGUCAAGUUCGUGAGGCACGGCAGAGCUCACGUCGUCUUAGCCAAGAAGGAGGUCAUUCUGUCGGCCGGUGCCAUCAACUCCCCCCAGUUGCUCAUGCUGUCGGGAAUUGGGCCCAAGAAGCAACUGCUUCCUUUGGGGAUCCCACUGCUGCAGGACCUUCCAGUGGGCCAUAACUUGCAGGAUCACAUCGGCACGGGCGGACUUGUCUUCUUAAUCGACGAACAGGUGUCGCUGGUGCAAACGCGUUACGAAAACUUGCCCUCCGUCCUCAAGUACGCCAUGUUUGGCUCAGGUCCUCUGACGGUUCUGGGAGGCGUGGAGGGCAUUGCCUUCGUGAAGACGAAAUUCGUGAACCAGUCGGAGGAUUGGCCUGACAUCGAAUUCCACUUCAUCUCAGGGUCGCCUGCAUCCGACGGUGGGCGCCAGAUCCGGAAGGUUCACGGCUUAAACGAACGGACGUGGCAGCAAAUGUUCAAGCCCAUAUCGUUCCGAGAUAGCUGGUCGGUAUACCCUAUGUUGCUGAGACCGAAGUCCAGGGGUUACAUCACCCUCAGGUCGGCCAGUCCCUUCGACAAGCCCUAUAUCACCCACAACUACCUGACUCACCCGCUGGAUGUCAAAACCAUGGUAGAAGGUAAAUGA
This is a messenger RNA of Macrobrachium nipponense, 3705 nucleotides long. Its product is annotated as glucose dehydrogenase [FAD, quinone]-like. The record is from RefSeq and is a predicted model, not a curated record. Gene Ontology annotation, molecular function: oxidoreductase activity, acting on CH-OH group of donors; flavin adenine dinucleotide binding. Lineage: Eukaryota; Metazoa; Arthropoda; Malacostraca; Decapoda; Palaemonidae.